UAAAUAAUUGAUUAAAACUUUAAAAUGUCGACCGUAUUUUCAUAUGUGAAAAAAUAUUAAAGAAAUCUGUACAAUUAAAUUAAAUAGAUUUUUCUAAAAAAGUAUAAUAAAACGAAAGAGUGUUGCAACAUACAUAUUUGAUGAAAAUCUAUCUUUUAAAAAGUCAGUCUUUUUUUUACGAGCAACAAUAUUUAAACUAAACUUUUUAUUAAUGUUCACUCGACCAACAUCUGAGUGAAAGCAUUUCUAAUAAAAAUUAUUGUUGUCUGUCGGAUGCAACAAUAACUGUAAUUUGAACAACUUCCAGUUGACGAUAUGGAAGACGGUUCACGUUCUUACUUGGACCGACUUAUGUACCUAGAAAGACAGGAACGUGUGUCUCAAAUGUGUCGUCUAUACAAACUACCAAUUAACUAUCGUAUAAACGACACGGCGCUUCUUGAGCAUAUCCUCGUUGAUCAUCGUAACAAAUUGUUGUACUGUUACGUGCCUAAGGUCGCAUGCACAAACUGGAAAAGAGUGUUUAUGGUACUUUCUGGUUACGCCAAACCAGCGGAGGCUUCUCGAAUACCUGCCGACCUCGUGCACAAGCCGAGUACGUUAUACCGACUCAGCAACUAUUCGGCAGACGUGGCUUCCGAAAUGCUCGGCACUUACACCAAGUUCCUGUUCGUCCGGCAUCCUUUUGAGCGACUGUUGUCUGCGUACAGGAAUAAACUGGAACAGCGACACGAAAGUUCACGGUACUUUCAGUCGAGGUUCGGCCGGCGUAUCGUCAAACGGUACCGGGUCAACGCCUCGGAACGGUCUCUUCUCAACGGCGACGACGUCACGUUUCCCGAGUUCGCCUCUUUCGUGGCAGACACUCGGGACCAUGUUUUCAACGAGCAUUGGGCGUCCAUAGACAAGUUGUGCAAACCCUGCGCUGUCAACUACGACUUCAUCGGCAAGCACGAGUCGUUGUUCUCAGAUUCAGACUACUUCCUCAAACACGUGGUCGGUGCGAUCGACGUGAAGUUUCCUAGAGGACCCGACACCAACACGUCGACUCAACUGAAAAAGUACUACAACUCAUUAGACCACAACGCCAUAGUAAAAUUAUACAACACUUUCGAAUUAGACUUCAAGUUCUUCGAUUACAACUUGCAAAACAUAAUUGGAUACGAAGUCGGAUAACAUUAAUGCCUUACAGUUUUUUUAAUCCUCAGACGUACUUUGAGAUACAUGUUACGAGUAAAUCAUAUUAAGUAGCUUUAAAUUCUCAGAGUAUAUCUUUGUCAUAACGACUGUCUUUAUUUUUUUUUCACGUUUAGCAUUAGUUAAAUCAUAAAAAAUUUUGUAAACUAUUCAUAAAAUACAAGUAAACUCUGUGAUACCAUAAAUUUGUAUAUUUUAAAUUGCGCGUAUAAAGAACCUUCAAAGUACUACGUUAAAAAAGAUAUCAAUAUGAUUGUUAAAUCCAUAUGCAAAAAUCCGACAAGUCAACUGUUUAUUGAUAAUUAAAAAACUUCUUAAAAGUUUUAUUCACUUCUAAGGACUUAAAAAUUAUACCGGUAUAAUUGUGU
This is a messenger RNA of Daktulosphaira vitifoliae (grape phylloxera), 1565 nucleotides long. Its product is annotated as carbohydrate sulfotransferase 11. The record is from RefSeq and is a predicted model, not a curated record. Gene Ontology annotation, molecular function: sulfotransferase activity. The transcript has 4 exons. The coding region runs from base 316 to 1176 and encodes 286 amino acids. Gene Ontology annotation, cellular component: membrane. Lineage: Eukaryota; Metazoa; Arthropoda; Insecta; Hemiptera; Phylloxeridae. Gene Ontology annotation, biological process: carbohydrate biosynthetic process.